This is a messenger RNA of Dinoponera quadriceps, 1757 nucleotides long. It is a transcript of the gene Spindly, whose product is annotated as protein Spindly-like. The transcript has 6 exons. Lineage: Eukaryota; Metazoa; Arthropoda; Insecta; Hymenoptera; Formicidae. The record is from RefSeq and is a predicted model, not a curated record. The coding region runs from base 82 to 1578 and encodes 498 amino acids.
CUCGGGGCUUCCAGUAGUCACUCGCUACAGACCGAAAGAGAGACAGAAAUUCAAAGCAACGAGCGCGUAUAACCUGGAAAAAUGUCAGAGAUGUGCGAUGAAAACAUGACGGAUAAGAAAAACGAAGAAUGUCUCGAGGAAAGUUCAAUCGUUCAGGAUGAUUAUAAGAAAUUAAAGCAAGAAAACGAGUGCUACCGGCAGGAAUUAUAUGUCUUGCGACUCAGGUUGAAAGCAAGCGAAGCGCUCGAAAAAGAGCUUCAAGAGGCUAACGAAGCUUUAGAGCAGUCGCUUGAACAAUGCACAAUGAAAGCGGAGAAAGUGCUCGUCGAGAGAGAGGAAAAGUACAGAGCUGAGAGAAUAGAAUACGAAAGCCAUAUCGUAAAUUUAGAGACAAAAGUUUUGCAAAGUGCACAAGAGAUUAUUGAGCUGCGGGAGGAGCUAAGGAAGCAUGAAGAACUUAAGAAUGAACGAUCACAGAAUCUUACUUUUAAUGAGGACAAUUUAAUAGAAUAUAAGGAGAAAAUUGAGGAACUAGUUACAUUGCUCCAAAACGAAGGGGAGAAGCAAGAACAGAUGGAGGAAAAGCUUGCUAACAUGAAGAAUUAUAUUCAAGAACUACAAGAUACUUUGCAAAAUGUGUAUAAUCAGGUGAUAAAGGAACAGUUGGCAGAGAAAAACAUAGCGUUGGAAAACACACGGGAGGAAUUGGCCGCAAACCGUAUGGAAUUGGAAUCGUUAAAAAUAACUCCUGCUAAUGAUGCGUGUAAAGGUAAUUCCUUAUUUGCUGAAGUCGAAGAUCGCCGGCAAAUGUUACUGGAUAAAAUGAACAUUCUACAGGACAAAUAUAACGAAGCGAAACGAGCGUUGAAUAAAAAAGCUAACGAAAUUAAAUCGUUGAAAGUUGAAAAAGCUGCCAUGAUUCGAAAGUGGGAAACUGAUGCGAUCGAUACGCUACAGGAGAAUGCGGACCUGUUGGAAAAAUAUAAGAGCAGAAUUUUCGAACUUGAGAAUAAGUUGAAAGCUGAAAUGAAGAAAAAUAGUCAGGUGGAAGAAGUACGAUUCGAUGACGAUAGUUUCGAUUACACUGAAUCCUUGCUAGCCGCAAAGAGGAAAGAGCUUGAAGAAUUGCACAAGAAACUUGAGAAGCAAUCUAUAGAGAUAUUAACACGAGAAGAAGCAAAUUACGAUAUCUCGAAACAGCUGCGAUAUUGGCGAUCUAAAGCAAUGUCUAUGGAGGCUCAAUUCUUGGCUGUAAAGACGCAAAUAGAAACGGAACAGACAAACGAUAAUAAUAAUGAAAGCCUUCUGGAGGUUAUCAAGGAUUGUACGAUCACUGAUAAUGCUGAUUUUGAAAAGACUUGUAAUUUAUAUAUUGUACCUGAUAUGCCAGAGAGUACAUGCCGAGAAAAAGCGGCGGAUGUAUCUGAAAAGCCAACAGCAGAUGGUUGCGCGACUGGACAGAAAGAAGCUGGAAAAGUGUUACGAUUUGCUCAGGACGCUAAAGAUACUGGGAGUAAACCUUUGAAAAGACAAUCCAAACAAUACGAUUAUCCUAUCAUAUCGAUUCCCGAGUUUUGAAAUCUUAAGUCUUCCGUAUAUUGCGAUGUUUCACAAUAUCGCGUAUUUUAACAAACUAAAUUUCUGAUUUUAUAUUUUUAUACGAUAGACAUCGAAACUAUCAAGAGAUAAUGAGAAAUAUAUAAUCGCAGAUGAAGAAAUAUAAAUAUACCUAUUUAUCUUCUAUCUUAUAUCUUCAA